AAAAUAAUGACCUCGACACAUGACAACAUGCCAUAAACAGCUAAAUACCGCUGAAUUUGUUAUAUUUUGGUAUAACACAAUUACUGGAUUUAUCCUAUUUAUAAAUUCCCCUUCACAUUGACUAAUGGUAUUGAUCACUGAAGAUCUUAUCAGAAAACGAGCUGAACACAAUGAAGGAGAGAUACAUUCACUCGAGGAAUUAACUUUACAUCAACAAAAUCUUGAAAGAAUUGAUAACCUUGAACAAUGGUGUAAGCACCUACGUAUAUUAUAUCUUCAAAAUAAUCUACUCUCAAAAAUUGAAAAUGUUUCAAAGUUGAAAAAGUUGGAAUAUUUAAAUUUAGCGCUAAAUAAUAUUGAAAAAAUUGAAAAUUUAGAAGGAUGUGAAUCACUGAAAAAAUUAGAUUUAACAGUGAAUUUUAUUGGUGAAUUAACCAGUAUUCAAUCGUUAGUAAAUGUUCAAUUUCUCGAGGAAUUAUAUUUAACUGGUAAUCCUUGUACAGAAUAUCCCGGAUAUAGAGAAUAUGUUAUCGCAAGUUUACCUCAGUUAAAAUCGCUAGAUGGAAAUGAGAUCACCAAGUCGGAACGUAUUAUUGCCCUACAAAACUUUGACCAUAUUUUACCAAUUGUAUUAGAAAAACAAAAGGAGUAUGAAAUAAAAAGGAAAUCAGAGAAGAUUGAAGCAGAGCAGAGAAGACAGAAACGUUCUGAAAAAUAUAAAAAUUCAAAUGGUUUAACAGAUAAAGAUACGGAGGAAUUUUGGAAUGAAAAGAUCCCCUACACACCUGAAUCACGUAUUGAAGCACAUGAAUAUAUGCAGUUACAAGCACAAGCAAAGGAGUCGAAAGAUGUUUCAAGAGAGAAGAAGACAGAAGCUACGAAAUUAUUUACAGAUGAUGGAAGACCGUUGAAUGUUAACAAAGCGAAAAUUGGAUUCCAGUUAACGGAGGAUACAAUAAACGAUCAAGAUGUCUACAUACUUAAUGUUGCUGUCUAUAAGUAUAUGGAUACAGCUUUAAUUGACUGUGAUAUACAAACCAAUUAUGUUCGUGUUAUACUCAAUAAAAAGAUUUUACAACUGGCUUUACCAGAAGAAGUUAGUCCGGAUAAUUCGUCUAUUAAGCGUUCACAGACAACUGGACAUUUGUUAAUCACUAUGCCAAAGGCUUUUCAGGAAAUUCGAGUACGCAAAAACAAAGAAACGAAAGCUCAGACGAACACGGAGAAGAAGUGUACUGGCGUAUCUAGUUAUCGAGAAAAGCCAUGCAAGGAAAAUAUAAAUGACCAGUCAAACGUAAAGUCAACAGUGCCAUCAAAAUAUUCUAGUGCUCUUCUUGACGUAGAAAACCAGUCGACAAACAAUCAAGUUAAUCAAAGAGUCAGUGGUAAUACUUCAUCGGGUCUCAUUAAAUCGUGUGGUUAUCAAGAAAAGCGAAAAUCUAAAAUUGAAAAUCAAAUAGAUGACUGUAUGCUUGACUGUUCUGACGUUCCUCCGCUGAUAUGAUUUGUGAUUGAUGUAUAUGUAUACAUAUGUGUAAGAAAGAGGUAAAUAAAUCUGUAAAUUAUGUUGUUUUUCUGUAGUUCUGUUUCUGAACUGCUCUAUACUCGCAACAGACCUGACUCACUGAGUUCCAGCGUAGAACUUAGCACUGAAGUUGUAGGGGAUCGCGUUAUCACACUCCAUGCAACACAUAAAGGCAGAGGAAAGAGAGAGAGAGAAAACACAUUCAGAAGGCAAAAAUAACAGUUUUUGCAGAAUUAAAUGUUGCCAUCCAUUAUUUCGUUUGCGCCUCAUCAGCCGCUUACAGCCUAAAUAAAUCACUAAGUUUAUCUACAGAAAAGGAUCCCAAUCAAUGA
Trichobilharzia regenti is the source of this 1857-nucleotide messenger RNA. Lineage: Eukaryota; Metazoa; Platyhelminthes; Trematoda; Strigeidida; Schistosomatidae. The record is from the annotation of a GenBank genome assembly.